AUUCCAAGACCUUGACGGGCAAGGUAUGGUAUUCAGGGUGUACAUUUAGUCGUGAUCUGACUCCCUCAUCUAUGCGGGCGGAUGUGUAACCGUUUCUGUCGUUCAUCCGCAUUUAGCCCCGCAAGCGACUCACACAAUCUUGCGACCGCUGCAAGGCAAAAAAGCGUCGGUGCGACGGCGGCCAUCCAUGCGGCAACUGCAAGAAGGCUCAGGCAACAUGCACCAUGCUCAUCGAACAAAAGAAGCGCGGCCCCAAACGUAAUUCCAUAACCACCACAACAGUAUCUUCAGUGACACCAAGGAACAAGUCCACAGCAAAGAUCGGCGAGGCGAGCAGUUCAUCAUCGAUGCACGCCCAGGAGCCGACAUCCCCCUCCGUCGAGUCUGAGGACGCAAUGUCUGAGGACGAAGAAGAGGAAGAGUACGAGGACGACCAAGGCACUGAGGAAGCCGAAGACGUUGAAGAGGAAGACUACGAGCUCCAAACCACACCUCAAGAUACCAGCGACAUGGACAUCGUAUACAUCAACACUCCCGAAGUCGUGGACGAAUCCUCACCACCAUCAAAUCCUAAUCGAGACUCCUUCUUCGGCGAGGGUGAUGACGCCGAUAACAGUAGCUUCUUCCGCGAGCUCGAGGCCUUUGGCCCAAUCGUGAUGGAUACCACUUUACCUAGCGGUGACGACGGAUCGCGCCGUGAUUCCCUCUUCAGCGACGAGUUCAAUUACGACAUGCUGCCAAACAACUUGCAGCUGUUCGAUACCGUAGGCUCGCCCGCGUUCCCAUCGUCCAACACGCCAAUGUCGGGGUCUACGGCCGACUACUUGAGUCAGAUUCUGGGAACACCCAGCAAUCUGAUGAACGCGGCUGCUCUCAACGCCAUUGCCCCUGCGGAAUGGAUUUGCGAAUCUAUGGCGCCGACGAACUCGAUCCCUACGGUACCUCAACCGCCACUCUAUCCAGCGGCGGCAAGCCACUCGACCGACAUCAUGGGAGAUCGCGCAAUGUUCCCCAGUAUACCCACGUUCCCAAUGAAGCCCGAUUUCGCACCCCGCGCAGCGACGUGGAAGCUGUCUGAUCUCAAGUCCGACGAUUUGCAACUGCCUGCCUCCCUGGCCACCGGUCUCCCAGACGACUUCCACUUGCACGUCAUCACAUUGUACUUCACCUACUUCCACCCAUCAUACCCAAUCAUCGACGAGCCCACCUUCUUCAAGUCGUUGCUGUCGCUGCGCGCUCGCUCCAGGCUCGCGACCGGUACUCCCGAUGACAGCUCGCCAAGGUCAAUGCAUCCCAGUAUCGAGGGCUCCAAGCAAGAUGACGCAAGCGGCAAAUUAGGUGUCUUCGACGGCGCAUCCGAGGCUCUCCUGAACGCCAUCUACGGUAUCGGCACCCUCUACUCCGCUCACCCCCACGUCGCCUCGGUCGGCGGCCGCAUCCCUCUCAGCGAGCGCUUCAUCCAAGUCGCUCGACGAUCCCUGCGAAUCGGCUCCGACGCCAUCGCCCGAUGCCUCAUCGACACAUGUACAUUCGGAUGUACAGUCAACACCCCGAGCGAGAUGGAGCUCCUACCCGGCACAUGGCGGAUUGCACAGAAGCAGCAGCUGGCAUUCGACAGCCCUUACUCGUCGUUGUAUCACGUUGCGAACGGUCGUCAGGCGCCUACGGAUACUCAGCCGGCAGGCAAGCAGGCGAAGAAACGUGCGUGGUGGGGUAUCUUCUCCCUCGAUACGUUCACGGCGCUGUGCACCGGGUACGACUUCCUCGUCGAUGAAGCGCGAUACAUGGGCGCACUCCUUGACACUGAAUCGUUGUGCCGAGUUGCGACGCAUACCCUCGCUGCAGAGAAAGCGGUCCAAGACUCGCGAUACGGGUUGACCUUUGCUCCGUCCGGUAUUCAGAUGUGGGCGUCGCCUGAGCAGGAAAGCUCGGUGGUCGACACGACACCCGAACUGGUUUGGGACGCGGCAGGUCUUGGGUCGCCUCGUUGCACUAUCUUCCAAUUCUCGUCGGAAUGUACAUCGGGGUACAGUGCCGCCCAGCAACUGUCGACACCUGCCGAGAGCAGCGCUGACCAGCUCGUGACUUCGCUUUCCGACGUACAGCCGCACAUCAGGUUGUCCAUCUUCCUUCGCAAGAUCAUUCGGGGUACCACGCAGGCGAACCAGAAUACGCCAGCGCAGGUGGCGGCUCUGCACGGCAAAUUGAUGCGCUUAUCGACUUCGUUGCCGCUGGACGUCAGGCGGUAUGUGGCGAUCGGUCAACCUUUGACGGCAACCGAUUACGUCAAGCAUCUCUCGCCUACUUCCGUGCACACCAUCCUCCUCUUCCUCGCGUCGCUUUCCGUCCUUCACCAAAUGCGUCUCGAGGAUACGUCCAUCAUGCACGACACCACCGUGCUCGGCGCGACCGCCACAGGCACGUCCGUCAACACGUCAAUGACGAGCCUCGGCGUCUGCUGUGCAGUGUACACCCGCGCGGUCGCUCUCCUCGACUCCAUCUACGCCGCCCGCUUUGCCACAUCCCUGAACGACGGCCCAACCGACAACGGCACCCUCUCGGCCCUCUCUGCACCCGCGCCGCCAUACCCACCCCACGAACUCGUCGCGCUGCCCUUCACACCCGUCUUGCUCGCCCUCACCGCCAUCCCCGUCCUGUCAUCCAAGCAUGGCCAAGUCCUCGUCAACGCGUCCGUCGGCCAUAUCGGCACCGCGCCGAGCGAUCUUCCCUGUCUCGAGCGGGGGAUCUUACCCGCACUCGACGACAUUGCGAUGGUCUGGCCACGUGCGAGCUGCUACGCUGCUACCUUGCGCAGCUGGGCGGAGGUGGUGCGUGAACCUGUGGCGGUAAAGAAGACGAAGGUGGCCGAUACAGCUUCGUUGUUGUGGAAGAAGUGGGAUGGUUCGUCAAUGCAGAGGAUCAAUGUGGCAUUUGAUAUUUGAAGAUGUAGUUUCUCUUUUAUGUCGUGUAUAUACUUUUUUGUGCGUCUUACAUUUUGGGAGAGUCCGAUGAGGACUUAUGGUUUUGAAUGCGAAACAAGAAUACCUUUUGCACAGACUGAUCGCUUUGAUUGAUGCGCAUGCAUGAAACCGUCAUGGGUGGUGGGAUGCCUACUCUCUGAAGUCUCACUCCAACGCGCAGUCGGUCUUACAUACUUGGAGACCAGUUCGGACCUCGUCAUUUCUCCCAGCCCCCAUGCACUUCGCGUCGAAGGGAUAGUGGUAACUGCACAUUGCCAUCAUAUCAGCGCUAGGACUCUCAUUGUUCCCACGGCUUUCCUCAUCGACCUGUUUCAUCUAACUCACCGUCUCCGGAGGACGUUGUAACAAUUGGAACCUCAGCAAUGGUGAAGACGACAUUCGCCAAAACGGUCGUCGCCUGUCGCUUCGAUACUGGGAGAAACAGCUGCUGGGAG
Molecule: messenger RNA, 3415 nt
Organism: Fimicolochytrium jonesii
Lineage: Eukaryota; Fungi; Chytridiomycota; Chytridiomycetes; Spizellomycetales; Powellomycetaceae
Exons: 1
Coding region: 225-2942 (905 amino acids)
Biological process (GO): DNA-templated transcription
Molecular function (GO): zinc ion binding; DNA binding
Source: RefSeq, a predicted model, not a curated record